Molecule: messenger RNA, 1269 nt
Organism: Capsella rubella
Lineage: Eukaryota; Viridiplantae; Streptophyta; Magnoliopsida; Brassicales; Brassicaceae
Product: E3 ubiquitin-protein ligase Topors
Exons: 6
Coding region: 95-925 (276 amino acids)
Biological process (GO): protein polyubiquitination; protein monoubiquitination
Molecular function (GO): ubiquitin protein ligase activity
Source: RefSeq, a predicted model, not a curated record
GCAAAGAAAUAAACUCACCGGUCAGGCCUCCAUCACCGUCUUCAACGGCGAUCUUAUCAGUGGCUUCUUAUUCGUCGCCGGAAAGUGUUCUCUGAUGAAAAGCGGUGAGAAAUUUGCUGAGAGAUCACUUUUUACUGCUUUACGGGGGAAAUCAUGUCCGAUAUGCUUCGAAAACCUAACUGACCGACGAGCCGCCGCCGUAAUCACGGCGUGCAGUCACGGAUACUGCCUUAGUUGUAUUCGGAAGUGGAGCGGGUUCAAGAGGAAUUGCCCUCUCUGUAACACUAGUUUUGAUUCGUGGUUUAUCGUCAGUGAUCUUGCUUCUAGAAAAUACCAUAAGGAGUAUUUACCGAUUCAUCGUGAUCGUGAGACUUUAACUUAUCAUCGGAAUAAUCAUUACGGUCGCCGGAGGAUCAUUCCAAGAUCUACGCAUGUUUUGGAAAACUCUAGCUCGAGAUCUAGGCCAUUGCCAUGGAGGAGAUCAUUUGGACGGCCAGGUUCAGUUCCUGAUUCUGUUAUCUUCCAGCGAAAGCUUCAAUGGCGAUCGAGCAUAUACAAUAAGGGAUUACGAGCUGUUCCAUUACAUUCGAGGCGAAGCUUGGAACCAGUGAAUGAUCAGGCCAAAGCUAAGAUUAUUGAAAGAAUUGAGCCAUGGAUUAGAAGGGAGCUUCAGGUAGUCCUUGGAGAGCCUGAUCCAUUAAUCAUUGUUCAUUUUGCGUCAACUCUUUUCAUCAAAAGGCUUGAGAGAGAGGAUAAUCGACAACCUCGGCAGACUGAGAUGUUGGUGGAAGACGAAGUCUCUUUGCUUCAAAAAUUCUUGCUUGACAAGGCGGAUAUAUUUUGGCAUGAACUAAGAUGCUUCGCUGAGAGUAGUCUCACUAUGGAGGCUUAUGAUGCAGUGGUUGAAUACAAUGAGGUGGAGUAAUAGCAGUUAAAAUAACAGAUGACAGAGCACUAAGCUCUCGCCAAAUGAAGCAAACAGACAGACUUACGAUGCGACUGUUGGUGUCUUGGAAGUUCAUUAGUGGAAAGAGUGGACCAGGUAAGACAAAACCAAGAGUAAAAGAGUAGGUAGGAGGAAGAUGUUAUGAUGAUGCAAGUUUAGGUGUGGGGUUACUUUUGAGAUAGCUAUAGGUGGAUUCUCAUGUAGCUGACACUUAGUCUCUCUACUUCCACAAUGUACGUCUCUCCUAUGCCAAAUCCUCUCACCACCAACGCUAUUUCAACAACAUUAAAUAUUGUGUAUAAAUUUGACAAUCAAUUUUUUUA